CAGAGGAGGUGCGGGACUGGGCGGAGCCAGGCAUCGCUCCCCGACGGGAAGGGAAGCGGCUGCAGCCGUCGCUGAGCGCUGCUGCGCCUCCGGGGCGCGGCCGGUCUUCUUCCCUCGGAGCCGGGCGCGCCUGGCCGCCAUGAGCUGGGACUUUCUGCUCACGCUGCUGGCGCUGUUCGCGCUCCUGGCGUUCGUGGUGCUGCUGCUGCGCUUUCUGCGGGCUGAUGGCGACCUGACCCUGCUGUGGGCCGAGUGGCAGGGGCGACGUCCAGAAUGGGAGCUGACUGACAUGGUGGUGUGGGUGACUGGAGCAUCGAGUGGGAUUGGUGAGGAGCUGGCUUACCAGCUGUCUAAACUAGGAGUGUCCUUGGUGCUGUCCGCCAGAAGAGUGCAGGAGCUGGAAAGGGUGAAAGAAAGGUGCCUUGAGAAUGGCAAUUUAAAAGGAAAAGAUAUACUUGUUUUGCCCCUUGACCUGACUGAUGUAAGUUCCCACGAAGCGGCUACCAAAACCGUUCUCCAGGAGUUUGGUAAAAUCGACAUUCUGGUCAACAAUGGUGGAAGAUCCCAGCGUUCUCUCUUUGUGGAAACCAGCCUGGAUGUCUACAAGGAGCUCAUAAUGCUUAACUACUUAGGGACAGUGUCCUUGACAAUGCGCGUUCUGCCUCACAUGAUCGAGAGGAAGCAAGGAAAGAUCGUUACUGUGAAUAGCUUCACGGGUAUCAUGUCUGUGCCGGUUUCUAGUGGAUACUGUGCCAGCAAACAUGCUCUUCGGGGUUUUUUUAAUAGCCUUCGAGCUGAACUUGUCGAAUACCCAGGUAUAAUAGUGUCUAACAUUUUCCCAGGACCUGUGCAAUCAAAUAUUGUGAAGAAUGCCCUAAGUAAUGAUGUCACAAAGUCUGUAGGUAGCGACCCAGACCAGCCCAACAAGAUGGCCACCAGCCGUUGUGUGCGGCUGAUGCUGGUCAGCAUGGCCAAUGACCUGAAAGAAGUUUGGAUUGGAGAGCAGCCUUUUCUGUCAAUGGCAUAUUUGUGGCAAUAUAUGCCAACCUGGGGCAUAUGGCUAAUGAACAUACUGGGGAAGAAAAUCAUUGCGAACUUUAAGGGUGGUCUGGGCACAUUUUCUCUUAACACCCGGAAGACAAAACAUGACUGACGGGUACUUGCAUUUUCAAGCCACUGGAGGAAGAACCGGAAAACGUGAAAACAGCCACCUUCUCUUGCACAGAAGAAUAACUUGUGAUUUUACUUCUUAAUAGAUACCACUUUUUUUCAACAUGUAAUAAACAAAUAAAACAGCAACAAAUAAAUCAAACAAAUAAAAGAUUGCCAUGAAUCUUGCAAUAAAGAGUAAUACAUACUACAUUCUUGAAAAAAAAAGCAUUUUAAUAUACUCUAUCAUUUAUCCUUAAAAUCUAGGUUAGCAGAAUGGUAAUCAAACAAUUACAGUAAUCCAUGUAAUGUAAAUAUAUGGAAUAUUACACAAUGCUGAGUGCUGAGUAAUGAGCAGAUAUAAACACCUGUUAUAUGUCAUUUGCUGUACUGAGGUGUUUUGUGUUAAUUCAUAUAAUACAAACUAAGAUAGGUGGUCAUAUCCACCUUUAUAGAUUAAAAAUGAGGUGCCCAAAGCAAGUAGGUGUUGCUUUCCCAAGGUCACAGGGCUAGUAAAGGGUAAAGUCAAGAUUAAACACCAGGAAGACUCCAUUGGCAACUCCUUAUUCUAAUUUUACUUUAAUUUUUAGCACCUUGCAGCAGAGAACGUGCAUAGACCACAAGAGAAAAGCUUCACAGAAGAAAACCGUGGUUCUUUAUAAGCAUUGCACAGUUUAUCUAUAGGCAAGGUAAUGUACAUAACUGUAGAAUUGUUGAGAAGGUUGGAGGCCACCCUGGCGGCUACCCUGGGGAAAGGGGAAAGGUGAUGUGUGGUGAAGGUGCACCAUGGGCACAGCAAGUAAGAGUGAUGUGAUAAAUGCACACACAGUGAUGCGGAUGUGUCUUAGAAGCUUGGUGAUGCAUGACUAAAAUGAAAACUGUAAUAACUGUGCUAAUACAUGCUGAAAUCUAUGUGCCUAGAAGGUAGUGCUCAUUUUGUAAGACUACAAUGAAGGGAUAAACAUUUAGAUGUAUUAUAAUGGUUGCUCAGGAUGGGGGAAGAAUGGGCGUGUAGUACGGGGCUAAAAUAUAAUGAGGGAGGGCUGUUGUACCACCGGCGGUGAAAACUGACUAAUCAGCACUGUGCCUGGGGUAAAAACAAAAGGUGGAUUGUUGGAACAACUCUAGGAUGCUACAGAGUAACACCACGUGGCAUGGUACAGACUAAGUGCGAGUUCAGAAAAGGGUAAGAUUUGCAGAUAGGUUAGUGUUGAAGCUCCUUGUUUUGUUAAAAAAAUUUUUUUUUAUAGAGAGAGGGGGAGUGAGAAAGGGAAAUAUCGAUGUGAGAGGCACAUUGAUUAGCUGCCUUCUGUACACACCCAGACCAAGGAUUGAACCCAUAACCUAGGCACAUGCCCUGACUGGUAAUUGAACCCAUGGCCUUUUGGCUUGUGGGAAGAUGCCCAAUGGAGUCACGCUGGCCAGGGCACUGUGGAAGCUCGCUGUAGAGAAGGUGUGACUUGAACUGAGCCUUGAAAGGGUGCACUUUAAGAGAGGCUUCAGGAGAUCACGAUCCAGGUCAAGCUUGUUUUACUUGGCAUUGAACCUACAGUGGUUGGCAUUGUGCUUGUCCAUGUUCAGGGUUUGUUGUGAGUAUGUUGGCUAGGCAUUCUUUUUUUUCUAAUCCUCAGUCGAGAACAUUAUUUUCAUUGCUUUUUUAGAGAGAGAAGGGAGGGAGAGAAACAUUGAUGUGAGAGAGAAGCAUUGACUGCCUCCCAUACACACCCAGGCUGGGGACUGGACAUGGAUCUUACGUGCCUGGACUGGGGAUUGGAACCUGCAACCUAGGCAUGUGCCCUACUGGGAAUCGGUCCCACAAUCCUUUAGUUACAGGAUGACACUCCAACUGAGCCACACCAGCCAGGUCAGCGAGGCAUUCUUUGCCUCCAGAAUGUCAUGUAUGAAAAACUCAGACUGAAAUUAGCAUGGUAUGAGGAUAAAUGAAUUCAGUGUGCUUAAUUACACCAGCCAACGAAUGGUAGCAAAGGUAUAAUUUUAAACGAUUUUUAGAAUUUCAUCUAUGGUGUUUUUUAUAGCAUGUAAUUAAUAUCUAUAUGAGCCCUCUGUCAUUCUUGGGCUAUUUUGGCAGCAGCCCAAGAUGGAAAGGUAGAUUUUUGUCAAAGUUCAUUUUUUCAAAUAUAGUCAAGAAAAGUGAAACAAAGUGUUCAUAUAUUGACUUUAAGAAAAGUAUUAUUUUGCGCUGACAUCUCAUUUCCUGAUUAUUAUCUCCAGUGGCCCUUUGAAAUAGGAAGGAGAUGGUAUGUUCCAUUCUACCAGUGCUGAAAGUGAGGCAUAAAUGGGUUUGUGCAAGAGGAUGGCUGGUGAGUUGGUAGAAAAGUCACCAGGAGAAGCUAUGGCUUUAGGGUGUGUCUGCUAUAGUACUGGGUGCACAAAUAAAAUCACAUGAGACCUUAGUUACAGUCAAUUAUUGAUAGGCAGAUUUAAUAAACAUCCUAUUAUUUUUAACACAUUUACUGAAAUAUAGUUGAUGCACAAUAAAUUGCAUAUGCAAAGUCUGUCCAGGAGAUAUCCAGCCAUGUAAUAUGAAAAACAGAGAUAUUUACUGAAGAAGAUACAAGAAACAUUGUACAUAGGACAAUUGACCUUUUAGUCCCCUUCAAAGUAGGCAUCUUGGGACCUCACAGUUUCCCAAUUGCCAUCAGCUACUCCACUGUAUUUUCCUGAGUCUCGCUGACAGUGUGAAAUCUGUUCUCUUUCAAAGGUGAUUUUAGUGGUUUGGGGAAAGCCAGAAGUUGCAGGGUGCCGGAUGUGGACUGGAGGGGGGUUGAGUCACCUGAGUAACUUGAUGUUUUGCCAAAAAACUGCAUGAGAAGUGAUGUCGUGAUGAAGCUGCCAAUCACAGUUACCAAUAGCUGUGGCCUUCUGAAUCACUGAAAUAGUUUCUAGAGAGGAAUGUCCAAGCUUAAUGCAAAAUUUGAUGCAGAUUUGUUGCUCUAGCUGCUCAGUGAUUUUGAAUGGGACGACCACACAGUACACAUGCUCACAUAAUGUCAUCUACUGCUCCCACAGACUAGUACAGUGAAAUCAUUGUUCACACGUGUGCAUUCCAGUCCACUCUCCUUGGCUGUCAGGUUACAUCAAUGUCAUACAAACUGUUACAUUAACAAUGGCUGGACUUUUUCUGGACAGAUCUCAUAUUUUAAGUGUACAAUUUGAUAAAUUUUAUCUUUCUCCUUCGCCUAUUACACUUUCCUCCUCAGCUUAGUAAUUGCAUUCUUUUUCUAUUUUUUAGUGGUUAUCCUAUAGGUGAUACAGCAAAAUCUAAUUACUUGGUACUUUAAAGUUAUUUCUGGAUAAUACAAGGAUAUAAACUCUUUUAACUGUUAAUUCCUGCACCAGCUAAUAUACUGCUAUUGUUAUAUAUUUUGACAUUUAUUUUAACCUCAAACUAUUUUAUACCAUCAUCAAUAUACAACUAACCAUAUAUUUAUCUUCUUUAUUACUGUUCUUGCUUUCCUGUAUCUCUGACCUACUUCAGGAUCCUUUUUCUUCUGAAAAUAUAUUUCCUUUUAUGAGAAUCUGCUAUUGAACAUAUUGUGUUUGAAAGUGUCUUUCUCUUCAUCCUUAAAGAGUUGUUUUCUGCGAAAGGCUGAGUAUAAUGUCUGUUUGAAGUUACUGUCUUUUAGCAAAUUUAAGUUAUUCCACUGAUUUCUGGUUUCCACAUUUUCUAUUGAGAAGUUGUCAGUUUGCUAAUAUUGCUGUUGUUUUGAUAGCAACGUCUGUUAUGUCCUUCUGGCUGGUUUUAUGAUUUCCUUUUUAUAUAUUUUUUCUUAUGAUGUGCUGGGGUGUGGUUUUAUGUAUCGUGCUUUGGUAUUACAGGGAUUGAUGGCUCUUAACAAUAUGAUAAAUUCUCAAGUCAUUAUCUCCUAAAAUGUUGCUCUGGCUAGAUUUGCCUCUCCCGGAAUUUCAGUGACUUGUAUGUCAAAUCUUAUGGCAACCCUAUGUCUCUUAAUCCUUUCAUUGUAUUUUCCAUUCUUUUGUGUCAUUUUUCAUAUCAGUUACUGGGUUGGCCAAAAAGUCCAUUUAGUUUUUUCCAUAAAAUAAAAGACACAUUUUCCAUUUUCACCAAUAACUUUAUUGAUUUGGAUUUUGAGUAUGUCGGCUAUUACUUGCUAUUGCCUUCUAGUGGGUAGAGGCCAGGGUGCUGCUAAACAUCUUCCAAUGCAUAAGAAAGCCCCACAGCAAAGGAUUAUUGGGCCAAAAUGUCAACAGUACCAAGAAACUUCACAAACCACUUAUGACCUGGUCAGUCACAGCACCUUCUCCAUAAAUUGCACAAAUCAUUUUUUGCAUUUCAGUUGUUUUUAUCCUUCUUGAAACAAUAAAAUAUGGUAUGUUCAAAAUGUUGCAUGUAUCUCUCAUCUUCAAUGGUAAAAUGGCUGCACAAAAAUUCAGCAAUUUUGAUGUUUAAAAAUGCACACUGUUAUGACAGUUGUCACAUACAAUCUAACAAAAUUGUUUUGAAUGAAGUUAAAGACAACUAAGCACUACUAGAGUCACUGUUUGGAAAAAACAAAAAAACUUUUUGACCAAGCCAAUAUUUACUUCUGACCUAACUUCUAGUUCACUAAUUCAUACUUUAGGUGUGUCCAAUUUCUAUCAAGUAUAUUCACUGAGUUCGUAAACUUGAUUAAUGUAUUUUUCAUUUUGGGACUUGUCAAUUCUUCUGUACUAUUUCUAAUUUUCUGCAGAAACUUUAAGUCUUGUGUUCUAUAUCUUUGUACCAAACAUCAUAAUUACCAAGCCUGUGUUUAAAAACUCAUUAUCUGGAUAAUGACCCCUGUGGGUCUGUUCAUAUUGUCUAUCAUUUCUCUUUGGUUUUGAUUACGUUGUCUUACCUCCUCAGGUGCUUUAGAUUGUCUAAUACUAAAUAUGAAAAAUGAUAAAAAAUAACUCGAAAGGUCAGUCCAGAGAACAUUUACAUUUGCUCUGGGUAGUGGCUAGCUUUGCUAUAUAUAAUCCAGGGUCACCUUAGUCCAGUUUUAGGGAUUGCAAAGACUCAAAUAGCAUCUAUUUUUUGCUCCCCCUUAAAAUUAGGAUGUAGUCCUUGAGGUCCCAAUCCAAAGUGUGGUCAGUUACUAAAGUCCCUCCCUCCUUCGUAGAAGAAUCUUGGACUCCAAUUUUUCUCUCUCUAACUCUGAAUUAAGGCUAUAAAAUUGUUUAGCUUCUCAGGCUCUCAACCAUUUCCUCCUAAAUGGCAAAUGCUCCUAGAAAAAAAAGCACCCCAAAUGCUGAGCUCAGGUCUCUAAAUUUUAUUCUUUGGAUCUUGUUGAUGGAAUUCUUCAUUAUCUUCAUAGUUCUCUGAUACCUUUAAGUAGGUUUUAAAAUGUUACUUUGCCCAGUUUGGCUAGUUGUUUUUUUUGUGAGAUCAUUGCUGUGAAUUACCUUCUACUAAAGUAGAAGUCAGAAAAGCAGGUUUUUAGGGAAAUUCAGUAAGGUCCCUUUUGAAUACAUCAGAAAGGAAAAAAAUUUACUUAUAUGUGAUCAGUGCUAAGGAGAGAGGUUGAGGGGGGUAUAUAUGGAAUGGUUGCAGUUGUUCACAACAGUAACACAAUAAUAAACUCUGUUUUGCAUACUCGCAACAAUAAACACACAGGGGAUUACACUGUUCAUGGCAGGUGUGUCAAACUCAUUUUCACCAGGGGUCACAUCAGCCUUGCAGUUGCCUUCAAAGGGCCGAAUGUAAUUUCAACUCCUUUACAGUUAAGGAGUAGUUACAUUUAUACAGUCCUAAAAUUAUUUCGCCCCUUUGAAGGCAACUGUGAGGCUGAUGUGGCCCCUGGUGAAAAUAAGUUUGACACCCCUGGUCUAUGGUGACUACACAUUAAGAAGAGGGGGCCUGGAACCAAUUGGUGAGAAGUUCCAAAAUUUAGAGGUCUGCUAGAAAAAGGAAAGCAGCAAAAGAGAGCAAGCAGUCAGGGAGACAGGAAGAAAACAAAGAUGAUGUGGUAUCAUGGGGGCCCCGAAAGAAAAAGUAAAUGUAAUGCAAGGAGGGCUCAGAUGUGUCAAAAGCUACUUAGAGGGCAAAUAAGAUGAGAACGUGGAAGUGACUAGUUGAUUUGAUAAUCUGAAGGCAAAUAGUGACCUUAGUUAAAGCUGUCUUUGGGGAAAUAGAAAUGGAAUCCAGACUGAAAUGGUUUUGUAGUGGGGUGCAUAGUGAGGGUCCCCUAAAAUAGGAGAAAACCCCCUACCACCCUUCACCUGGGGCAAGGAAGAAGUGGAUGAUACGUUUAAGAUACUUUGGAUAACAAUGGCAAGUCCAUAGUGGUCCCUUUCUUAAAUGGUAAGAGCUUAUAGUGACUUGUGACAUAACCAGGGAAGGUGGAUGCCCACCCCAGAUGUCUGUGCAUCACAGGGAACUCUUGCCCUGAGUAAAGAUGGCAGGUGAAAGAAGGUGGAAGAUACCGGGGAACUGGCAAAAGUGGCACAUCACAGGAGAGGCCAGACAUGAAGUCACACAGGAAGUUCUCUGCCAAGCAUUUAUGAUAAGGGCAGGCUGAAAGAGAAGGGGUCUGGCCCACCAUGAGGCCUGGAGAUGCCGUAAGGACUGAGGAAGAGCAAGCUACACGGCUUGGGGUAAGAAAGAGACCUGCUGGGAAGCUUGCCUGAAGAUGGUGGCAGAGCCGAUGGAGCCAUGCAGGGGCCUGACUAAACAAGCAUAUAUUCGUGGGAGAUGCUUGGAGCUGGACCGUGACUGGGAUUGCUGAGCUACUUCUGCUUCCACUCUCUUGGGAUUUGUGCCUCCUUGGACUCCACCAUGACCCAGUGUAACGGGCACAUGUUUCCCAGAACCACUACAUGGAGGGUGAGAAGACUGUACCCUAUAUCCUGAACGAGAGCUGCCGUGGAGAGGAUGGCAACUCUGAAACCCACGAAGGGACGGAGACAUGUCUGUGCAGCCGGCUUAAGAACAGAUGAGGGACGUGGGGAACUGCUGGGCAUGCUUUUGCUUCCGACCUGGUGGGGAGCACGGCAAGUGCUGGGUUUCGUGGGAGAACAGGACUCUGAGCAGGGGUGCUCUCGGCCCCCUCAGAGGCUGGAAAGCAGUUAAUAAAAACCUGUUUCUUUCAACGCUAA
This is a messenger RNA of Artibeus jamaicensis (Jamaican fruit-eating bat), 8247 nucleotides long. RefSeq names its product dehydrogenase/reductase 7 (gene DHRS7). Bases 140 to 1153 code for a protein of 337 amino acids. Lineage: Eukaryota; Metazoa; Chordata; Mammalia; Chiroptera; Phyllostomidae. The record is from RefSeq and is a predicted model, not a curated record. Gene Ontology annotation, molecular function: oxidoreductase activity. The transcript is spliced from 7 exons.